Messenger RNA from Linepithema humile (Argentine ant), 1477 nucleotides. Its product is annotated as quinone oxidoreductase-like protein 2. Gene Ontology annotation, molecular function: oxidoreductase activity. The record is from RefSeq and is a predicted model, not a curated record. Lineage: Eukaryota; Metazoa; Arthropoda; Insecta; Hymenoptera; Formicidae.
UUCAAAAGACCAUCUGACUACGCGAGUGUACAAAAUAUACACAAGCAAUUGGGUUAUGUUAUUAUCAAACCACAUAACAUAUAUGCAAUCAUUUACGACGUUUAAUUAUAUAUUUUCAAUAUGACCUCAUCAAUAGGACGCAGAAUUCUUACAAAAUUAUGCAGAAGCAAAUUAAACAGUUUGUCAUCGCAAAUUAUUGUCACAAGAUUUAGCAGUAUAGCUACUGAGGAAAAUGUGAAGUCUGUGAGAAAUGCCAUUCCUGCUUUGCAACCGGGAAAAAUUCAAGCUGCAUUGCUGAAAGAAUUUUCCAAUCCGCUCGUUAUCGAGAAUGUCGAGCCGCCGAAAAGAGUGCAAGUAAACGAAGUUCUCAUUGAUGUUCAUUAUUGUGCUUUGAAUGCUUCCGAUACGCUUCUCAGCCAGAACUUGUACACAUUUGAACCAAAAUUACCGAUGGUUCUUGGUUAUGAAGUUGUUGGGAAGCUGAUUGAGAUCGGUGCAGAAGCAGAGAAAAAUGGCUACAAAGUUGGCGAUAAGGUCAUCGCUCUUAACAAGGAACGAUACGGAGGCUUAGCUGAUAAAUGUCUGGCAGAAGUUGGAGAUAUAUGGAAAGCACCUCCUAUGGCAAGUUCCAGAGAUGCUGCUAGCAUCCUGGACAACUACAUUACUGCUUUAGUUGCUCUAGAAAGAAAAGUCAAUAUUGACGAGGACGACAUGAUCAUAAUAAACGUUGGGAUAAGCGGCGUUGGCCUGGCAGCAGUGGAUCUUGCGACAAAUGUCUUCAAGGCUAAGGUCGUAGGAGUUUGCGCUUCAGAGGAGGGAGCGGGCCAAGUGCGAGAAAAAGGAGCGUUUGCAUCUCUUAAAUACAAAGAUAAGAAAUUAUUGAAGCAGAUAGAGGAAAUUGCAGCCGAACGAGACAUCAAAGGCAUCUUCGACGACGUCGAUGGAGAAUGUUUCAAAAAGAUAUUAAGUUGCUUCACCGACGUCUACAAAGACGCUACGUUGAAGGACUUGCUGCGUGAUGACAAUUUUGCUGUGGUGGUGCAUCAUUUGUCUCGCGAAGGGCGCGUGAUCGUAGCUGGCACGGCAGCGGCCACGACGGAUGUUCAUUCAGAGGUGCAGAAAGGUUCUUUCAGCGUCACGGGCUUCAAUCUUACGGAAUACAGGAGGAAAAAGCCUGACGUAUAUCGCGAAGCAGGAGACAACGUGUUACAAUUCCUUGAAGAGAAGCUCAUUACACCAUCUUGUUCGCUGAUUGUUGGCUUGCACAAAAUUAACGAUGCCUUACGAUUUCUUGCUGAAAGUAAAUCUUCGGGGAAAGUCGUAAUUGACAUCAGAAACAAGGAUGCUGAUGCAGUGAAAGUGACGGCAUAAAGAGAUCUGUAUGAAUUCUUCAUAAGUAGUCUACAAUUUCUAAGUUCCAAUGCGAUUUAAUAACAAAAAAUAUUUUUUUGCACAGUGAUAUUUUGUAUAUAUCUAA